Messenger RNA from Felis catus (domestic cat), 6278 nucleotides. It is a transcript of the gene TECPR2, whose product is annotated as tectonin beta-propeller repeat containing 2. Gene Ontology annotation, molecular function: protein binding. The record is from RefSeq and is a predicted model, not a curated record. Lineage: Eukaryota; Metazoa; Chordata; Mammalia; Carnivora; Felidae. Bases 258 to 4604 code for a protein of 1448 amino acids. The transcript has 21 exons.
GGGCUCCCGGCAGCCCCCGCGGCCCGGAGGCCGUCCCCGCCUCCUCCGGCCGAGCCGGACCGACGAGUCCGGAGGGGCCGUCGCGGGAGAUUUUCCUCGUACACGACUCAUUCAUCCAUUCAGUAAAUACUUACUGAGUGCCUCUGAUAUGCCUGAUCCUUCUCGAGGUGCUGGGGGCUACAGAGCCCCCAGGUUUCCCCAGAUGCCAAUCAAACGUUCCUUUUCCUGCCUGAAGAUCAUCUGCGGAAACCUCGGCCAUGGCAUCAGUAUCAGAACCGGUUACCUUCAGAGAGUUCUGCCCUUUGUACUAUCUCCUCAAUGCCAUUCCCACAAAGGUCCAGAAGGGUUUCCGCUCCGUCGUGGUCUACCUCACAGCUCUCGACACCAAUGGGGACUACAUCGCGGUGGGCAGCAGCAUCGGCAUGCUCUAUCUGUACUGCAGACACUUCAACCAGAUGAAGAAGUACAACUUUGAGGGGAAAACGGAACCCAUCACAGUGGUGAAGUUGCUGGCCUGCUUCGAUGACCUCGUGGCCGCGGGCACAGCCUCUGGGAGAGUUGCUGUUUUUCAGCUUGUGUCUUCCUUGCCAGGGAGAAAUAAACAACUUCGGAGAUUUGAUGUCACCGGUAUUCACAAAAAUAGCAUAACAGCUCUGGCUUGGAGCCCCAAUGGAAUGAAAUUGUUCUCUGGAGAUGACAAAGGGAAAAUUGUCUAUUCUUCUCUGGAUCUAGACCAGGGCGUCUGCAACUCCCAUUUGGUGUUAGAAGAGCCAUCUUCAAUCGUGCAGCUGGAUUAUAGCCAGAAAGUUCUGCUCGUGUCUACACUACAAAGAAGCCUGCUUUUUUACACGGAAGAGAAGUCUGUCAAGCAGAUUGGAACACAACCAAGGAAAAGCACUGGGAAAUUUGGAGCUUGUUUUAUACCAGGGCUCUGUAAGCAAAGCGAUCUGACUUUGUAUGCGUCACGGCCUGGGCUCCGGCUCUGGAAGGCAGACAUCCAUGGGACUGUUCAAGCCACGUUCAUCUUAAAAGAUGUCUUUGCCGGAGGAGUCAAGCCUUUCGAACUGUACCCGCGUCUGGAAUCCUCCAACAGGGGAAGUUGCGGCUUGCCUGAGAAGCAUCUGGGGCUCGUUUCAUGUUUCUUCCAAGAAGGCUGGGUGUUGAGUUGGAAUGAAUAUAGCAUUUACCUGCUAGACACCGUCAACCAGGCUACAAUUGCUGGUUUGGAAGGAUCUGGUGAUAUCGUGUCUGUUUCCUGCACAGAAAAUGAAAUAUUUUUCUUAAAGGGAGAUAGGAACAUUAUAAGAAUUUCAAGCAGACCUGAAGGACUGGCAUCAAUAGUGCGAGACAGCCUGGAGACGUCCGGGUGCGCAGAGCAGGUGUCCGGGCAGCGCGCGGAGAAGCCGUCGGGGGCCACGGUUUCUGAGACGAGGCUCAGGGGCUCUUCCGUGGCCAGCUCCGUGGCCAGCGAGCCACGGAGCAGGAGCAGUUCUCUCAACUCCACCGACAGUGGCUCCGGGCUCCAGGCGGUGCCAGAGCCGGGGAGGGGUGGCCAGCCUGCCUCACAGAGAUUCAGCGUGAUCAGCUCAGAAGAGUUUGAGCAGGAGCUCGUGGUGAAGCCGCUGAAAGUGAGAAAGAAGAGGAAGAAGAAGUCAGAAGGUGGAAGCCGGAGUGCCUGCCACAGUUCCCUUGAGUCAACUCCCUGCUGUGAGUUUCCGGGUGACAGUCCGCAGUCCUUGAGCACAGACCUGCUGUCCAUGACCUCAAGUUUGGGCAGCAUUGUGGAUCGCUCGAGCACAGAGUCUCCUGACCGGGAGAGUAACCUCAGCGGAGAGGUGAAUGGUGUCCUGCAGGAGAAUAAUGACCCCGAAGCGUUCAGUGUCCUGGAGGUGCCUGAGCCUGCCCCUGACGUACUGAAUGAAGGGCGUGACAGCAGACCUGAAAGCCCACGAUGGAACCAUGCAGGCGAGACGGAGCCACACAGGGGAGUGUGGACUUCACUCUUGGAGCUGAGAGAGGCUGUGGAAGGCAGUGAUGUUACCGACCUCAGAGAGGAGCCUUGCCCCGCAGACGAGGGACUGAAUAGCAGACAGUCACCCUGGCGAGAACAGGCCCGGGAAGCAGGGGACAUGGAGCCCGAUGACCCCCAAAGCACUUUUUCUGAAGCCCCCUUCCUAGACUCACCCCCGGUGCCUUCAAGCCUCAGCUGGGCCCCCCAGGCGGAGCAGCGGCUGCCGGGGACCAGAGCUGGCGAAGGCGGUGCCGAGGGGCCCGGCAAGGGGCAGGGCUUCCUAACGCACGUGGAGGCCCCCGGCCACCUCGGCUCAUCUCCCUGGCACGCUGUCACUGACAGUGACACAGGCCUAAAGGAAAUGGCGGCCUCGGAACGUGACCUGGGGAGUGCGGGAGGACGGCGGACUCCCCCGGUCUCUGCCCUGGCGACUCGCACCCGUGAGCCGCGGCUGGAGCAGCCUUCCCGGGACCAGGUGUUAACGUCCAGCGACGAGGAGGACAUCUAUGCCCAAGGGUUGCCUUCAUCUUCUUCGGAGACGAGCGUGACUGAGCUCGGGGGUAGUCGCUCCCUGCAGGACCUGAGCCAGCCCGGCACAGAAGACACCGGGCUGCUAAAGUCAGAUCAGUUUGCAGAGAGCUGGAUGGGGUACUCUGGCCCCGGCUACGGCAUACUCAGCCUGGCGGUCUCCGAGAAGUACAUCUGGUGCCUGGACUACAAAGGCGGCCUGUUCUGCAGCGCGCUGCCGGGCGCCGGGCUACGCUGGCAGAAGUUCGAAGACGCUGUCCAGCAGGUGGCAGUCUCACCCUCAGGUCGGCCUCCCCGGCUCCCUGCUGGCACCCCUGCAGCCCGCCUCGCACACAGUGGGCCCUGCAGUGGCCCCAUCCCUUCGGCAGACCGUCCCGUUCCUCCCGUUCCUGCAGGCGCCCUCCUCUGGAAGAUUGAACAGAAAUCUAACCGAGCUUUUGCUUGUGGAAAAGUGACCAUCAAGGGAAAGCGGCACUGGUACGAAGCGCUGCCCCAGGCGGUUUUUGUGGCCCUGAGCGAUGACACGGCCUGGAUCAUCAGGACGAACGGAGACCUAUACCUGCAGACAGGUCUCAGUGUGGAUCGCCCCUGUGCCAGAGCCGUGAAGGUCGACUGUCCAUACCCACUGUCCCAGAUCACAGCCCGAAACAGCGUGGUGUGGGCGCUGACAGAGCAGAGGGCCCUCCUGUAUCGGGAGGGCGUGAGCAGCUUCUGUCCUGAAGGGGAGCAGUGGAAAUGUGACAUCGUCAGUGAAAGGCAGGCUUUGGAACCUGUCUGUAUAACCCUCGGGGACCAGCAGACUCUGUGGGCCCUGGACAUCCGAGGAAACCUGUGGUUCAGGACCGGCAUCGUUUCCAAGAAGCCUCAGGGAGAUGACGACCAUUGGUGGCAAGUGAGCAUCACAGACUACGUGGUGUUCGACCAGUGCAGCUUAUUCCAGACCAUAAUCCAUGCCACGCACUCGGUGGCCACCGCAGCCCAGGUGCCCGUCGAAAAGGUGGCGGAUAAACUGCGCAUGGCCUUUUGGUCUCAGCAGCUUCAGUGCCAGCCAAGCCUUCUCGGGGUCAACAACAGUGGCGUCUGGAUCUCCUCAGGCAAGAACGAGUUCCAUGUCGCUAAAGGAAAUCUCAUCGGCACUUACUGGAAUAAUGUUGUUCCCCGAGGGACAGCUUCUGCAACAAAAUGGGCCUUUGUGCUGGCUUCCACUGCUCCCACAAAGGAAGGAAGUUCCUUGUGGCUGUGCCAGAGCAGCAAGGACCUGUGCAGCGUCAGCGCCCAGAACGCUCAGUCCCGCCCCUCCACGGUGCAGCUGCCUCCCGACGCCGAGAUGAGGGCUUACGCCGCCUGCCAGGACGCCCUGUGGGCCCUGGACAGCCUCGGCCAGGUGUUCAUCCGGACGCUGUCCAAGAGCUGCCCCACAGGCAUGCACUGGACGAGGCUGGACCUUUCCCAGCUAGGACCUAUAAAACUGACAAGCCUGGCGUGUGGAAAUCAGCACAUCUGGGCCUGUGAUUCCAGGGGCGGAGUUUACUUCCGAGUAGGAACCCAGCCUCUCAAUCCCAGUCUGAUGCUUCCGGCCUGGAUAAUGAUUGAGCCGCCUGUCCAGCCUGCUGGGGUCACGCUGGUGAGCCUGCACUCCAGCCCCAACGACCAGAUGCUGUGGGCACUCGACAGCAGGUGGAACGUCCACGUCCGGGCGGGGAUCACCGAAGAGAUGCCGGUGGGGACCGACUGGGAGCACGUGCCAGGCUGUGGGCCUGCAGGGCUGCAAGCCUGCCAGCUGGCCCUGAGCACCAGGACCGUGUGGGCCCGCUGCCCCAACGGCGAUCUCGCCCGGCGGUACGGCGUCACCGACAAAAACCCUGCCGGAGACUACUGGAAGAAGAUUCCCGGAAACGUGACGUGUUUCACAGUGACCUCGUCAGACGAGCUGUGGGCAGUGGGCCCCCCAGGCUACCUCCUCCAGCGGCUGACCAAGACCUUCAGCCACUCUCACGGCGCCCACGGCGGCCACGCCCCCACCCCCCACCCCGAGGACCUGGAGGACGAGUGGGAGGUCAUCUGAAGGAGCGGGGACAGGGCCGCUCAGGAGGGAGGAAGCCGGCACGCGCAGCGGACGCCGUGCGGUGGUGGCGCUCGCCCUCGGCCGCGCCUCACCAGCUCUCGGCCAGCCAGGUGGGGCCGGGUCGGACGGCCCACGCUUGCUCUCGUCCGUGUUUCUUUCCGUCUUGUUCCAGAACCCACGGCCUCAGCCGAGCGGCCCGGAGCCGUGGCCAGAGCGGCAGCGCCUCUGAGCUCUUGCUCUGUCCUCCUCCGGCCGCUCCGGGCCCAGUGCGGGGACGGCCGCGUGGGUAACCCCCGGCGAAACGGAGCCGGAGGUCGGCACUCUCUGACCGCGGGGGGGGGGGGGGGGGGGGGGUGGCCUGGGGACCAAUUCGUUGCCACCACGGGGACGCGGGCUCCGGCACACGCUCCGCGCCGGACGCCCCGCUUGGGGAACCGGGGCCGCGUCUGAGAGGCGGGGUGCUGGGCUGUGCCCGGAUGCGGCACGCGCACGCGCACGCACGCGCACGCACGCGCACGCCGCCCACGCCCUCCCGGCCGCCGCCUGGAGAACACGCUUCAGCCCAAACAGUAAAGGCGGGUGGACAAGACGGGGUGGGAGAGGUGCAUGUGUUUCCAAGGCAGCGGAGGCCCAGGUAGGGGCGGCCGGACGUGGGGGAGCCCAGCCACGUUAGUGACCGAGAAACGUCUCUAGACUAGUAUUUAACUAAUGCUGCUGGCGGGUAUCGUAAAGACCAGAAGCAUCCUCACGGGAUGAGUCUACUAAUUAUUGCCUUUUUCGUUCGUUGUAUUACAAACCUGCAUAAGAUACCUCAUUUGAGAUCAACUCUGACAAAUUUAGAGGAGAAACGUCUUUUCUGAAACCACUGGAAGGGCCCUUCGUUCCUUUGCGUGGUUUGCCUGAGCCCGCGCUGUCCCCAGCUGCAGCGUCACAGACAGCGGGCGUCCCCCUCCGCGUGUCCUCAACGCGCAGGGCCGUCACGGGACCCGCCGGCUGGCCCCGAGAGGCGGGCAUCCGGUUGAUUACCCCGGAAGGUUCAAACUGGGCCCACCGUGGCCGCGCCGGCCGUCGGUCCGUGGGCUCCGCCUACGGGGCCCCCUCUGCUCGCCGGCCGCUGGGCCACGGGGCUUGGGGCCCGGCCGUGCGCCCCGCCCCGAGCCCCCCCACCCCCGCCCAGACCCAGCUCGGGAGCGGGCCUCCAGCCUCGCUGCUGUUUUUAGCUUGCCUUUGGCCCAGGGCCCAGUUACUCGAUGCCUGUUUUCUACUAAGCAAGUGUGUCCGGGAGCCCCAGGCCACAGGUGAAGAGCGAUAAAAUACGUUCCCUGACAGGACCAGCCGCGAAGAUGGAGGCGUUCCAGGUCUAAACGAGGGCAGGAUGCUGAAAUCCCAGAUCCCACUUCACUUUUAUAGAACCCUUACUUUAAACGGAAAGGUUGGGGGACGGCGGAGGCCGGGCCCAGGCUGGCUGCGGCUCCUGUGUGUCUGUUGUGCCUUGUCCGGCUCCUCUCAGAUGGCAGAGCUCUCCUAAGCCCACGGGACUUUAGUGCAAUUAAACCCGAGUCUAGUUUGAUACUUUGAAACUACUUUUAGCUUCAGUGCUUUGUACGGUUUUUCUUUCCGGUUUAAAUUUUAGUUGUGCUUUGAGACAGUGCAAUAAACUAGACUUUUUCCAAA